GUUUACAUUGACCACUCGGUGGUUUUCGUCUCCGCAAGCUACGAACCCGAUGGGCUUCUCCGCCGCCGUCAGAGCCAUCAGCCGGCCGGGAAUCGUCUCCGGCAAGAGAUUUCUCUCUGUCUCUGCCGCUGUUUUCUCUGUCGAAUCAUCGUCGCCGACCACCUUGAGUCCUAGUGGAAGAUUGCAGCAGACUCUUGCAGGAUCUGUGGAGAGGAGAGGGAAGGCUUUGCACUCCGGGAAGGUUUCAACGGUGAAGCUUCUUCCGGAGAUCGCCGGAGCUGGAAGAUUAUUCGAGUUUCGUUCCAGAUUCCUCCCUGCAUCGAUCGAUUUCGCGCAGGAAUCUCCUCUUUGUACGACGCUUUUCAAAGACGGGUUCAGAAUCCGAACUGUCGAACACUUGCUGUCGGCUUUGGAGGCCAUGGGCGUGGAUAAUUGCAGGAUUCAGAUCGAGAGCGAAGAUCCCGUGGAUUCGGAAGUCGAGGUCCCUGUUUUCGAUGGAUCAGCAACAGAAUGGGUGAAUGCAAUACAAGCAGCCGGCAUAAACCUGGCUCUUAACCAUGUCGGCGAAAGUGUUGAGAAGAUGGCAAUUCACGUUAACGAACCCGUACAUGUGAGCAGGAAGGAUUCCUUCCUCGCUGCAUUUCCCUCUCCCGAAACUCGCAUCACUUACGGUAUCGAUUUCCCGCAGGUUCCUUCUAUAGGGUGCCAGUGGUUUUCUUGGAAAUUUCUCGAUGAUUCUUCGUACACGAAGCAUAUCGCACCGUCGAGAACCUUUUGCUUAUACGAAGAGGUAGAGAGAAUGCGAGAUGCAGGUCUAAUAAAAGGUGGAUCGAUGGAAAACGCCAUUGUUUGCAGUGCCGAGCUUGGAUGGAUGAACCCGCCUUUGCGAUUUGUCGACGAGCCAUGCCGGCACAAGAUCUUGGACCUUAUUGGCGAUCUCGCCCUUCUAGCCGAGGGCGGUAACUGUGGCCUUCCGGUCGCUCAUAUCGUGGCGUUUAAGGGUGGUCAUGCUCUUCACGCUGAUUUGGCUCGGCGUCUAACCAGUGGGAUUUUGCAGAAUCCAUAAAGAUUCAAAGCCCGGUUGCGGGUAAUUGGAAAAUUGGUUGGUUUAAUCACAAUAUUAAAUUCGAUAACUCUAUUUGUUGUGUUUUGUUAAAAAAAAAAUCAAAAUAUCUUAUAUCCUCACUUUUGAAACGAUUAUUAUUAUUAUUAUUAUCAAUAAUAAC
This is a messenger RNA of Tarenaya hassleriana, 1226 nucleotides long. RefSeq names its product probable UDP-3-O-acyl-N-acetylglucosamine deacetylase 2. The record is from RefSeq and is a predicted model, not a curated record. The transcript has 7 exons. The coding region runs from base 50 to 1066 and encodes 338 amino acids. NCBI's taxonomy places the organism in Eukaryota, Viridiplantae, Streptophyta, Magnoliopsida, Brassicales, Cleomaceae. Gene Ontology annotation, biological process: lipid A biosynthetic process.